Molecule: messenger RNA, 594 nt
Organism: Quercus robur (English oak)
Lineage: Eukaryota; Viridiplantae; Streptophyta; Magnoliopsida; Fagales; Fagaceae
Exons: 1
Coding region: 1-594 (197 amino acids)
Source: RefSeq, a predicted model, not a curated record
AUGCGUGGGGACGCUUCUUCAAGACUUCCCCUUGGCACAAUAAACGUUAUCUUUGCCACCCCAGGGAGGACUGGAUCUUGUCCUUCUAGGGUACUAUCGGUGUUCCGACCUCCGACCGAGGAUCAUUGCCAAGCGUCAAAGAGAGCCAGGGUGGAUGUCCCCCUGAUUUUCGGCUUUUCGGAUGAGGAUAAGGUUGGGACCAUACAACCCCAUGAUGAUGCUUUAGUGGUCACGCUGAGAAUUGGUGGGUACGAUAUAAAAAGGAUGAUGAUUGAUCAAGGUAGUGCUGUUGAUAUAAUGUACCUAGAUUUGUAUAAAGGGCUAGGUCUGAAGCCGGAGGACUUAGCAGCUUACAGUUCCCCUCUGGUGAGUUUUGAGGGAAGGAUGGUCGCUCCAAAAGGACAGAUCAAACUACCUGUGCAAACCGGUAUGGAUGUGGUGGAGGUGGACUUCAUUGUUGUAGACGUUUUCUCUCCAUACAUGGCUAUUUUGGGCAGACCAUGGCUUCAUACCCUGGGAGCAGUCUUAUCUACUCUACAUCAGAAAGUGAAGUACCCAUCUGGAGGCCAAGUAUUGGAGAUAGUAGGAAGCUAG